Molecule: messenger RNA, 3520 nt
Organism: Erinaceus europaeus (western European hedgehog)
Lineage: Eukaryota; Metazoa; Chordata; Mammalia; Eulipotyphla; Erinaceidae
Gene: CCSER1
Product: coiled-coil serine rich protein 1
Exons: 10
Coding region: 334-2541 (735 amino acids)
Source: RefSeq, a predicted model, not a curated record
GGGAGGGAGCGCUGCCAGGUCUGUCCUGCUGCCAAGACUCCCAGCGCGCUCACACUCGCCCGCGCCUACCUGCGCGCUGCCGGGCCCUCAGCUGCGGCUACCUGCCACCUCCUCCCCGCCCCCCCAACCCCGCAGGCAGCGGCCUCCCAGCGCGGCUCUCUCAUGACGGCACGGCGGGCGGGGGUCCUGGCCUGGCGGCUCAGCUGGCGUGGGGAUUAGGUGCUAGCGUGGCGGAGAGGGCGGGGCCGGCACGAGGACUCUGCGCCCCAGGACUACCUGCGCCGGCAUCCAGGCUGUUGGAGUUGGCUGUCGCCUUGGAGAGUGGAAGUCCCAAUGGGGGACUCUGGGUCCAGGCGGUCCACCCUGGUCUCUCGGUUGCCAAUAUUCAGGAAAAGUAUUAGCCGGAGACAUGACUCUCUCCCUCCAUCCCCAUCCCCCAGCAAUGCAGCUGGCAUUCAUAGUUCCUCUCCUUCAAGCACCAACUCCAGCUCAGGCAGCACAGGCAAGCGCAGGAGCCUCUUCCGGACACCCUCCAUCAGCUUCCCCCACAGGAAGGGUGCUGAGCCCAAGCAGGUGCCCCCCAUGCAGAGUCUCAGCAUAGCCAAUGGUGCCCAGCCUGGCCAGGGCAACUCGCAGAAACUGAGCUUGGAAGAACAGGCCCACACCCGAGGCAGACAUGCUGGUGGCUCUAGCAGUUCCCGGAGCAAGAAGAUGACAAGAUCCCUGACUGAGGAUUUCCAGAGGGAGAAGGAACAUUCUGGAAACAAGAGCGUCUUCAUCAACUGCCUGAGUUCUGGCAGGAGUGAGACAGAUGACUCAGGCUUCGCAGAGGAGGCUCCACGCCGAUCCGUGAAGCAGUCCACCAAGAAGUUGCUCACCAAGUCUUUCUCCUCUCAUUACAGAUUCUGCAAGCCAGUGCCACAGGUGCUGCAGGGGCACCAGGUGCCCCAGGGCCAGCUGGUGCCACAGUCUGGCCUGUCCCAGGAAGUUGAGCCUGGCCUGCUAAGCUCCUCCCCACCAUGUUCCAGGGAUGUGCCAGCGCAAAUGGUAGGGAGCUCCUUGCCAUCCCCCUUGCUCUCUGCUGACCUGACCACAGUCCAGACGCCCUCUGAGUUUCUAACCCUCACUGAGGACUCCCUUUCCGAGCCAGAGGCUUCUCACAGUGACCUGCUGGGCCUCCAGGAUUCUACCUCUCACAUAGCUCCCCAUCCUGCUGCCUCAAAGACAGCCACCCUGGACCUUUUGGGAACUGUCCCAAGGGCAGUGACAGCUCCUGGGAAGUGCAGAAUAGGAGUCCCUAGUAGCACUGAACCUGAUUCUGCUCCAUGCUCUUCUGCUGCUGAGCAGAAGGAAGUAUCCUUGCACAUCAAUGGGAAUGGACAGGGUGCCCAGGCCCCCUUCCCAGGAGGAUCCCAAAGAGAAGAGCACAGGGUGUCAUACAAUGGUGAAGCCAUGCUGGGGACCAGCCCCCCCAGGAAACCUGGGUUUUAUGACCAGCACAGAGCAAUAGCUGAACGGAUUAGAGGGACACAUCCAAUGUCAGAUUCCAGGCUCAUCCCUUCUGCUGACCACCAUCUUUUCAACAGAACAGCACAUGGAUGUGACACAAAUCCUGCCAAAGUUCUUGCCAGUAGCCUCAGUCCAUAUCGAGAAGGAAGGUUCAUAGAGAGGCGACUACGGUCAUCGUCAGAGGGAACAGCAGGCAGUGGGAGGACGGUCUUUAAGCCCAAAGACGGAAACGUGGAAGAUGGUACAAGUCUGAGGAAGCCAAGAGCAGGUUCAUCCUCUUCAAAAAUGAACAGCAUGGAUGUAUUGAAUAAUUUGGGGUCUUGUGAACUUGAUGAAGAUGAUCUAAUGCUUGAUCUAGAGUUUUUGGAAGAACAGAAUCUUCAGCCUCCAGUUUGCCGGGAGGACUCCUACCACUCCGUAGUCUCCUGUGCUGCUGUAGGCCUCACACCUGUGGAACCUACAACAGAAGUGAAGAAACGAGAAGACCUGAAGUUUCCAGAACCUUCCAAACAGAGCCUCUCCUUGAAAUUAUCAAAAGAUGCUGAUCAGGAUGCCCGGUUCCCCCACCCCAACCGGAUGCCCAGCAGCCCUUCUACAGACUGGCCACUACUCAGCAUGGAGGACAAUGGAGGAAGCCUGGACUCUCUGCCUUUCAGACUCAUGUUACAGGACUGCACGGCAGUCAAAACCUUACUGUUAAAGAUGAAGAGAGUCCUUCAAGAGAGUGCAGACAUGAGCCCAGGAAGCAGCACCACUUCACUUCCUGUUAGUCCUCUUACUGAAGAGCCAUCAUCGUUGCCUUUCAAGGAGCUAAUGAAAGAUGAAUGCUCUGUACUGAAGCUGCAGCUGAAAGAGAGGGAUGAGCUCAUUUCCCAACUUCAGGAAGAGUUGGAAAAAGCCCAGCAUUUCCAGAAGGCUUUUGCUUCAAGAGUAGACAAAUCCACACAGACUGAGCUGCUAGGCUAUGAUGCCCUGUGGAAUCCUACAUGCAUUGAAGGUUUAUUUAAAAAAUCUCUUCAUAUCUCAACCUAGGUUCAAUCUUUAUUUGACCAUAAGAAGCAUUAUCACCUAUCUCUCAGAAGUUCAAAUAUAGAAUAAAAGCAAUUUUUCAUCAUUACAUAUGCUAUUUGCAGACUAUGUAAUGCAGAAAUGUUUCCAUUCCAAAGAUUAUAUAUAUAUUUACAUUUGUACAUGAUUUCAUAAAUAUUGAUUAAUGAAUAUCUGAUUAAUAUAUUACUAUCUUAUUUUUAUUGUACAUUCAAAUAAUAGAUAUCUAUUUAAAACUUAUUGCUAUAUACAGCUAUUCUGAAAUGUAAUAUUCCACUUGGCAGUAUAUGUGUUUUGUUCAACUUUCUCAUCCAUAUCAUUUGUGUUUCUGGCUAUAGUCUUUAUUUAUGCAUAUUUAGUAAGUUUGGAAGCCACGCUUCUAGCUUCCCUCAUCCAAGUGAGACAACCCCUAUUUCAGAGUGAAAUUAGUUGCAACUGGUAUUGAAAUAGAAAGAUGAAUGUAGGUCUUCAGAUGAAAUAAAUAACAAUGCAUCUUCUUUUAACUAUAGAAAGUCAAAAGCCUAGUAUGUCUCAAAACAAGUGAAGAAAGUUUACUGGACACUGAACCUGUUGCAAGGGAGGUUUCUUGACUGUGUCAGGAGAGAAAGUCUGUCUCUGAGACACUGGCAUUGUGCCCUGGUUUCUAUAUGUUCCCAACUGCUGCCUUUUUAUAAUAGCUCACUUCAGUUAUCACAAUGCCCGGUAGAGAGACCAGGACAAUAGUCCUUGUUGUGGACAGGAUGCUUUGUAAUGGAAGAGCUGUAGGGCUAAGAGAAGCAGGUUUUACUGAAUUCUCUGUGUUCUGCUAACAAGUGACUCGAUAAUCAUGACUGAUGGUGGUAAAGUUGAAAAGUAUUUAUAACACUCUUAAAUUAUUUGAAUUUUUAUGUAACCUACAAUGUGAAUGAUCAAAUGUUGGUUUGAAACUAUGUUGUUAAAAUAAAAGUACUGUAUGAAACAUUUA